Molecule: messenger RNA, 1566 nt
Organism: Pieris macdunnoughi
Lineage: Eukaryota; Metazoa; Arthropoda; Insecta; Lepidoptera; Pieridae
Source: the annotation of a GenBank genome assembly
AUGAUUAUGAACAAAAACGCCCCUCCGUUGAAUAUUGAUGCAUCAGUUCUGCUCUUCGUUUCUGGAGGCUCUCCACGACCGCUGGUGGAUUGGUCAGGGGUGCCGACCAUCAUCCUGGUGGUCUUGGCACUCGUGAUGGCAGCUACAGCAAUGAUGGUACGUCCAGGGGAUGCCAAGAGGCCCAUUCGGCUACCAGGGCCACCAGCUCUACCGAUUAUUGGGACCAGGUGGCUGUUCUGGAGUCGGUAUAAGUUAAAUAAACUCCACGAGGCUUACGAAGAUAUGUUCAGGCGAUACGGGCUGGUGUUCGUGGAGAUGACGCCAGGGGGCACCCCUAUAGUGUCAAUAGCGGAACGGGGGGUCUUGGAGGCAGUAUUGCGGACACCGUCUAAGAGACCUUAUCGGCCUCCCACGGAAAUCGUCCAGGUGUACCGCCGCAGCCGUCCCGACAGAUACGCGUCGACCGGACUUGUCAAUGAGCAAGGGGACAAAUGGCAUCACUUACGGCGACAUCUGACAUCGGAUCUGACCAGUCCACAAACCAUGCAAAACUUCAUUCCACAGUUGAACAAUAUUUGUGAUGACUUCCUAAUUCUCUUGAAGAACUGCAGGCGACCUGAUGGUACCGUCCUCGGCUUCGAUCAUCUUACGAAUAGAAUGGGCUUGGAAUCUGUUUGUGGAUUAAUGCUGGGUGCAAGAUUGGGUUUUCUGGAGCGGUGUAUGUCUGGCCGUGCUGCUACUUUGGCGACUGCUGUUAAAGCCCAUUUUAGGGCUCAAAGGGACUCGUACUAUGGCGCCCCAUUGUGGAAGUUCGCACCCACUUCGUUAUACAAAUCAUUUGUGAAAAGUGAGGAUACUAUUCAUACGAUAGUAUCAGAUCUAAUGGAGGAAGCGAAAUCUCGGUCCCGCGGCGCGGCGCAAGACGACGGCAUGCAAGAGAUCUUCCUCAAGAUAUUGGCUAACCCUGAACUAGACAUGAGGGACAAAAAAGCCGCAGUCAUCGAUUUUAUCACGGCUGGCAUUGAGACAUUGGCAAACAGUUUAGUAUUCCUCCUAUAUUUAUUAAGUGGAAGACCAGACUGGCAACAAAAAAUUAGAUCCGAGUUGCCAUCUUGCGGAGACCUCCGUAUUGAGCAAUUGUCAUCAGCGCCAUCUAUCAAAGCAGCAACAAACGAAGCAUUUCGAGUCCUGCCCACUGUCCCAUUUUUGGCUCGCCUUCUAGAACAACCAAUGAAUAUUGCUGGCCACAAUUUUCCCGCUGGUACUUUUGUCUUGGCGCACACGGUGACAGCGUGCAAACGUGAAGAGAACUUCUGGCGUGCCAGUGAGUAUCUGCCAGAACGUUGGAUAGACGUUCGAGAACCCCAUGCUGCAUCACUUGUCGCGCCGUUUGGUCGUGGCAAGCGCAUGUGUCCGGGAAAGCGAUUUGUUGAAAUGGAGCUGCAUCUUUUGGUUGCCAAGAUAAUACAGCAAUGGCGCGUGGAAUUCGACGGCGAACUUGAUGUCCAAUUCGAUUUUCUUUUAUCACCAAAGUCCCCCGUAUCCUUACGAUUAGUCGAAUGGUAG